UGGAGCUCUUCCCAUCCUCACAAUCCCAAAACCCCUCUCCCCUUUUCCACUUUUUUUUCUCCAUUAUCUUAAAGAGCAUUCUGCUCUCUUUGAGUUUAUCAGAGAUUUUAGCUGAUAAACCAAAGGCCACAUUAAGUUUUCAGUCAUAUACACUUUGCACAGAAUACACACACACACAUAAAUAUAGCAGCAGGAAAUAUCUGUAUACUUCACAUUGUCUUGUUUUCUUGCAACCCAUUUGAUUUUUUUCAUCAUUCUGGGUUGGGAUUAUAAUUUCUAGAUGGAGAAAUCUUUUGGGCUUAAAUUUUCAAUAGCAACCCUGCUUUUGGCUGUUGGUAUUGUUCUUCCGACGGCUUUGGCCGGCCAUGACUAUGGCCAAGCUCUGAGUAAGAGCAUUCUGUUUUUCGAAGCUCAGAGAUCUGGUUACUUGCCAAGCAACCAAAGGGUCCAAUGGAGGGGUAAUUCUGGCCUCAGUGAUGGUAAAGUUAGUGGGGUGGAUCUUGUGGGUGGAUACUAUGAUGCAGGGGACAAUGUCAAAUUUGGGCUCCCUAUGGCAUUCACCAUCACUAUGAUGUCUUGGAGCAUCAUCGAAUAUGGAAAUCAAAUGGGUGGUGAACUUGGUCACGCCAUUGAUGCUGUUAAGUGGGGCACUGAUUAUUUCAUCAAAGCCCACCCACAGCCUUAUGUCCUCUACGGAGAGGUUGGAGAUGGGAACACAGACCACUACUGCUGGCAGCGGCCGGAGGACAUGACCACUUCGAGAGCUGCUUACAGACUCGAUCCAAGCCAUCCAGGUUCCGACCUCGCCGGCGAGACCGCCGCCGCCAUGGCCGCCGCAUCCAUCGUUUUCCGCCGCUACAACCCUUCCUACUCGGCGGAGCUCCUCAAACACGCUCACCAGCUCUUCGACUUUGCGGACAAAUACAGGGGCAAAUACGACAAUAGCAUCACUAUAGCGCAGAAGUACUACCGAUCUGUUAGCGGAUACGCAGACGAACUGCUGUGGGCAGCAGCAUGGCUCUACAAGGCGACAAACAAUCAGUACUAUUUGGACUACCUCGGCAAAAAUGGCGACUCCCUCGGAGGAACUGGUUGGGCAAUGACUGAGUUUGGCUGGGAUGUCAAGUAUGCCGGCGUUCAGACAAUAGUUGCAAAGUUUCUGAUGGCAGGGAAAGGGGGAAGACAUGCGCCGGUGUUCGAGAAGUACCAGCAGAAGGCAGAGUUCUUCAUGUGUUCGUGUCUAGGCAAGGGCAACCGCAAUGCUCAGAAGACUCCCGGCGGUCUAAUCUUCCGACAGAGAUGGAACAACAUGCAAUUUGUCACCGGGGCUUCGUUCCUCGCCACAGUCUACUCCGAUUACCUCACGUCCGCCAGAAAAUCCCUCCGGUGUUCGAACGGCGCCGUUUCCCCUGCUGAGCUACUCUCCUUCGCUAAAUCUCAGGUGGAUUACAUUCUUGGCGACAAUCCCCGGGCGACGAGCUACAUGGUCGGGUACGGUAACAACUACCCGAGACAAGUGCACCACAGGGCAUCCUCCAUUGUGUCCUAUAAAAUCGACCGAAACUUCGUCAGCUGCAGGGGAGGCUACGCGACAUGGUUCAGUCGAAAAGGAAGCGACCCGAAUCUCCUUACCGGCGCACUCGUCGGCGGUCCCGAUGCUUACGACAACUUCGCCGAUCAACGAGACAAUUACGAACAAACAGAGCCCGCCACUUACAACAACGCCCCGAUGCUCGGAAUAUUGGCGAGACUCCACGGCGGCCACAGUGGCUACAAUCAGCUCCUCCCCGUCGAGCUUCCCGAUCUUAAUUCAGCUGCUCAUAUCCCAAAACCCGCAAAAAAUCCAUCUCCCGAUACUGAUUCCAGCGGCAAUGCAGCUCCCGGCGCGAGCCCGAUUGUGGUGACACAAAAGGCGACGAGCUCGUGGGUUUUGGAUGGGAAGACUUACUACAGAUACUCGGCGAUAGUGACGAACAAAUCGGGGAAGAACGUGAGGAACUUGAAGCUAUAUGUAUCGAAGCUUUACGGGCCUCUGUGGGGUCUGACGAAGUCGGGCGAUUCUUACUCGUUCCCGUCGUGGAUCGACUCGAUGGCGGCGGGGAAAAGCAUCGAGUUCGUGUACAUUCACUCGGCCUCGCAAGCGGAGGUCGCGGUGUCGAGCUACAAGCUCGAUUAGUCGUGGAUUGAUCGACGGCGAAUGCUGUGCAGCUACACACUUAAAAAAAAUGUUAUCCCUAUUGAAAGUUAAUCGGAGUUUUUAAAUAUCGACUGCGGCGGUGGAGAAUAAGGUGGACGGCAGGCGGCGGAGGACGAAAGGAGCGACGAGACGGUGUAAGUAAACACGUGCAGAGUGCUCAUCCUCUUUCUUCUCCAAGAUUAUAUAUAUAUAUAUAUAUAUGUUGUUCGCCAUGGAAAUUGGAAGGUAAUGUAAUGUAUUGUAAGGUUUUUACAGAGAGUGAAAAUAUGGUUAUGGAGUGUGUGUGUGAGAGAGAGAGAGAGAGAGAGAGAGAGAGAGAGAAGAGCAGAGCAAAGCAGAAGGGGUUGUGGUUCUUUGCUGCUCAUUUGCUAAUUUAUGUUGUAGUCUUUGCAACAUUUCUGUUUUCUUUAUCAACUAAAUAUAUAUAUAUAGUUUGCAUUAUAGUUUAAAA
Molecule: messenger RNA, 2648 nt
Organism: Andrographis paniculata
Lineage: Eukaryota; Viridiplantae; Streptophyta; Magnoliopsida; Lamiales; Acanthaceae
Product: endoglucanase 6-like
Exons: 8
Coding region: 281-2176 (631 amino acids)
Biological process (GO): carbohydrate metabolic process
Molecular function (GO): carbohydrate binding; hydrolase activity, hydrolyzing O-glycosyl compounds
Source: RefSeq, a predicted model, not a curated record